Molecule: messenger RNA, 1976 nt
Organism: Tarenaya hassleriana
Lineage: Eukaryota; Viridiplantae; Streptophyta; Magnoliopsida; Brassicales; Cleomaceae
Exons: 2
Coding region: 320-1477 (385 amino acids)
Biological process (GO): N-acetylglucosamine metabolic process; protein N-linked glycosylation
Cellular component (GO): membrane
Molecular function (GO): beta-1,4-mannosylglycoprotein 4-beta-N-acetylglucosaminyltransferase activity
Source: RefSeq, a predicted model, not a curated record
UCUGUUCUGUGUGGAGAGAAUUAAAUUUGAAAUAUUCUUUUUUUUUUUCCUUCUUUUUGUUGGGUUCGGAUUCCUUAAAAGCCGCUAUAGUUUGAUGUUUUUAGGUUUUUUUUCGACGGAAGCGAAAACAGAUGCAUUGAAUUUUGCGGAAAGCCAAGGAGUUACGAGGAGAUUUCUCUAUUUUUGUUUCUGGUUAUUUUUUUUUUGUUUGGUUGAAAUUCGUCGGUCUUGAUCUGGGCUUCUCCGGUUUCCGGCUCAAGCAUUAGACGAACAGAGCGUUGUUUCUGCCAUCGCACGUGGUUAUACAUCCAAGUGAAUCAUGUCCGAUGGGUAUUACAGUUCGAAGAAGACGGAUGAUAUCUGCACAGAUGUCUGUGGAGAGGGAUCACGGACAGCAGCCAUGACGAGGCUUAAGUGUGUUCUUCGAGGUUUCGACAUGAAAACCUACAUUUUCAUGUUCAUGGUGAUGCCCUUUUGUAUCUUGGCAAUGUAUUUGCACGGCCAGAAGGUCACCUAUUUCCUCCGACCCCUCUGGGAAUCUCCUCCGAAGCCAUUCUCCGUCCUUCCUCACUAUUAUCACGAGAAUGUUUCCAUGGAAACUCUCUGCAAGCUUCACGGAUGGGGAAUCCGUGAAUCCCCGAGAAGGGUUUUUGACUCUGUCUUGUUCAGCAACGAGAAAGAUAUUCUAACCAUCCGUUGGAAAGAGCUUUACCCUUAUGUCACUCAGUUCGUUCUUCUCGAGUCUAACUCGACGUUUACUGGUUUGGUCAAGCCGUUGGUUUUCAAGAGCAGUAAGGAGCAGUUCAAGUUUGUGGAGCCUCGGUUGACUUACGGGACUAUCGGGGGACGGUUCAAGAAGGGCGAGAACCCGUUCAUCGAGGAAGCAUAUCAACGGGUUGCGUUGGAUCAGUUGCUUAGAAUUGCGGGCAUUCAAGAGGAUGACUUGUUGAUCAUGUCGGAUGUGGACGAGAUCCCGAGCGCCCACACGAUUAAUCUUUUGAGAUGGUGUGACGAUGUUCCGCCAAUCCUUCACCUUCAGCUGAAGAACUACUUGUAUUCUUUCGAGUACUAUGUCGAUAACAAGAGCUGGAGAGCAUCUAUCCACCGGUACCGACCCGGGAAAACUCGGUAUGCUCAUUUCCGCCAGAGUGAUGUUAUGUUAUCUGACGCUGGAUGGCACUGCAGCUUCUGCUUCCGCCAUAUAAGUGAAUUCAUAUUCAAGAUGAAAGCUUAUAGCCACUCUGACCGCAUCAGAUUCUCUCAUUACUUGAACCCGGAGAGGAUUCAAGAGAUUGUUUGCAGAGGGACUGAUCUGUUCGAUAUGAUUCCCGAGGAGUACACGUUCAAAGAGAUUAUCGGUAAGAUGGGACCUAUCCCUAGAUCUUAUUCAGCGGUUCAUCUUCCUGCCCAUCUGCUCGAUAAUGCAGAUCAGUACAAAUACCUAUUACCUGGGAACUGCAUCAGAGAAAGUGGGUGACAGUGGUUAUAUGAACAUGUUGAGGUGUUUCUUGUAUAGUUUGAACCCCACUGAAUAGAUUGCUCAGCUGAGACGAAAGCUUCAUGAUCUGUUACUGAUGCCACUGUGAUGAUCUCGAUAUGGACGGCAUAGAGUGUCCACCUGAACUGAGAGAGGAGAAAAGGCCGGGAAUUUGUUAGAUACACAGUUGCCGGAAAGAAUCUGACAGAACCUUGGAUUCAGACAGUGGCUCUGUUGAUUCCUUCUUCCCGGGACUUUGUCAGUUUCUUCUGAUACAGAGGUUUGCGAGAUAAGAUAAGAGCUCAUUGUUUUUAGCAGGGCAACAUUUCCCAGGUUUUUCUUCAAUGGGAAAUUUUGCGUUUCCGGGCUAAUCUAAUUCCAUAUAGGGAAUUCUGUUGCAUUCGUUUAUAACCUUUUUUUCUCGGGGAUUCGAUUGUUAUGAUUUUAGUUCUGUAAGAGUUGCUUCAUUCUUGUUCUAGUUGCAUCUGCUUAAUGCUUA